AUGACACUGAGGAAGACUGAGAAACGGACUGUGACAAUCCAGGAACACAUGGCCAUCAACGUCUCUCCUGGCCCCAUCCAGCCGAUACCCCAAAUCUCGAAUUACUUCCCUCGCCUGACACUGCCCAUCCCCCCCCAGGAAAGGGGAGGAGGUCAGGGGGCAACAGGGAGACAGACCCCCUCACCCAGCUCCGGGGGUAACAGCAGGGCAGAGGAAGUCGCUGAUCUUGACAGCUACGAUUCUGAUGAUUCAACGACACUGGGCACGCUGGAGUUUGACCUGCUCUACAAGUCCACAGAACAAGCGUUGGAUUGUUGCAUAGUCCGAGCCAAGUUUCGUGUCCAAUUCCGGGCUCCGCACUUUGGGAAGGAUGUGGAUGCCCUCGGAGAGGGUGCAGAGGAGACUUACCAGAACGUUUCCCGCGACCUGACCCACUCCAUCGUCAAGGUGAAGUACCAGCAGCACGUCAAGAAGGAUUCGCUGACCAAGGAGGAGAAGCUUGGCCUAAAGAGGGCAGUGGAGCGAGCUCUGCUCGCGUACCAGGCCAGUGAUUCCAGUGACGACGAGCCCCUCAGCAAAAAGGCAGAACUCCUGAGGAAGCAGAGGUCCCGGGAGCAGGCAUCGGGGAAGCGCUCACGCUGUUCCAGCGGCAGUGAUGGCGACGCCAACGGCAGCCCCUCCUCAGCCUGCAGGCCGCAACAAGGCAAGAGGAGGCGGCCGGGUUCCCCUGGCUCAGACCUGGAUCGCCGAUCGAGUGGGUCCCCCCGCAGCAGGAGCGGAGACGCGGAACAGAACGAGACAGCCCCCCGCCGCUCGGCGUCCGAGGGCGACGAGGAGCUGGGAUCCCCGAGGGCGGAGGAGCCGGAAGACGGGGGGGAUCGAGCGACCGCCGGCCCCAGCCAGGGGGUCAAAACCCAUUGUGACGCCACCACCGGGCCGGAGAGCGAGGGAGCGGGCGACGAGAGAGGCCUGGCCCGACUGACGGAGCGGGGGCCCAGCCGGAAAGCCAAGGCAGGGGAGCCGGCGAAGCUCAGGCCGACGCCCGCCAGCGAGGAGAGCGGCGAGGGAGAGGCCCGGCGCGGCGCUGCUCAGGGCAGCAAGAGGGGAGGGGCGCAGACCAAGCAGGGGAAGGAGGAGGGGGCUCCGGGGGACGCCAGCCAAAGCGGAUCCGAUUCGAGCCGGGGUGACAGAGCGUCGGCGAAGGGGAGGGCAAAGGCGGCAGCGGAGGUGAGAAAGGGCAAGAGCGUUCGGGAGAGUCGACGCAAGGGCGACUGCAGACAGAAGCCCAAAGCGCCCGAUGACGGCAGCUCCCAGAGCAAGGAUGAAGAAAGCGGCAAGAGCGAGAGCGAAGAGGGUGACAGAGGGUCGACGAAGGGGAGGGCAAAGGCGGCAGCGGAGGUGAGAAAGGGCAAGAGCGUUCGGGAGAGUCGACGCAAGGGCGACUGCAGACAGAAGCCCAAAGCGCCUGAUGACGGCAGCUCCCAGAGCGAGGAUGAAGAAAGCCGCGCGAGCGAAGAGGGUGACAGAGGGUCGACGAAGGGGAGGGCAAAGGCAGGAGCGGAGGUGAGAAAGGGCAAGAGCGUUCAGGAGAGUCGACGCAAGGGCGACUGCAGACAGAAGCCCAAAAUACCUGAUGAUGGGAGCUCCCAGAGCGAGGAUAAAGAAAGUGAUGCGAGCGAGAGCGAAGAGGGUGACGGAACGUCGGCGAAGGGGAGGACAAAGGCGGGAGCGGAGGUGAGAAAGGGAAAGAGCGUUCAGGAGACUCGACGCAAGGGCGACUGCAGACAGAAGCCCAAAGUGCCUGAUGACGGUAGCCCCCGGAGCGAGGAUGAAGAAAGCGGCAAGAGCGAGAGCGAAGAGGGUGACAGAGGGUCGACGAAGGGGAGGACAAAGACGGGAGCGGAGGUGAGAAAGGGCAAGAGCGUUCAGGAGAGUCGACGCAAGGGCAACUGCAGACAGAAGCCCAAAGUACCUGAUGACGGGAGCUCCCAGAGCGAGGAUGAAGAAAGCGGCAAGAGCGAGAGCGAAGAGGGUGACAGAACGUCGACGAAGGGGAGGACAAAGGCAGGAGCGGAGGUGAGAAAGGGCAAGAGCGUUCAGGAGAGUCGACGUAAGGGCGACUGCAGACAGAAGCCCAAAGUGCCUGAUGACGGUAGCUCCCAGAGCGAGGAUGAAGAAAGCGGCGCGAGCGAGAGUGAAGAGGGUGACAGAAUGUCAACGAAGGGGAGAACAAAGGCGGGAGCGGAGGUGAGAAAGGGCAAGAGCAUUCAGGAGAGUCGACGCAAGGGCGACUGCAGACAGAAGCCCAAAGUGCCUGAUGACUGUAGCUCCCAGAGCGAGGAUGAAGAAAGCGGCAAGAGCGAGAGCGAAGAGGGUGACAGAGGGUCGAAGAAGGGGAGGACAAAGACGGGAGCGGAGGUGAGAAAGGGCAAGAGCGUUCAGGAGAGUCGACGCAAGGGCGACUGCAGACAGGAUUCAGACGGACGGAGCUCUGGGAGUGAGGAGGGGGGAGACGCGGAGACGCAGGCCCAGCGGAGGAAGAGGGCAGAGGGGAAGCAGGACGGGCGGAGGAAGGCGAGCGGGAGGAGGCGAGCCAGCGCCGCCAGGAGACCCGGAGGCGAGAGCCCAGCGAGCGGGCGGGAGGAAAGCGGAGAGGAAGGGAGGGGGAGGAGCGGGGCGAAGGCCCGGCCCCGGGGAAGGAAGAGCCAGCCCCCUGCCCCACGCCCGUCCGAGUCGGAGGAAGGGUCGUUGAGCGAGGGCAAGGGGGCAUCAGGCAAGGCCGCGUCCGGCCAGACGGGGAGAGAGCACUCCGGAGACGAGAGCUCCGACAGCGGGAAAUCCAGCUCCACUGGCGGCGAGCAGAAAGCAGAAAGCCGGGCGGGAAGCAAAGGGACCACCAGCAGCGAGAGCGAGGGAGACGGGGGAAACGUUUCACCAGACGCAGCAAGAAAACACCACAAGAAACGACCCAAGGGGAAGGUAAAUGAGAAGGAGAGUGGGAAGGAGGAGCACCCCACCAUCAAGCGGCUGAAGCGUUGUAUUAUCACGUGCGGAGCUCAUCGCAAUUAUAAGAAGCUGUUUGAGAACUGUCGCAGCAACAAGGCAAAGAUCCGAGUGCUACGGCAAGAGCUGGAGGACCUGGGUAUUCAAGGUAACCCGUCCCUGGAGAAGUGUAAAGUGUUGCGAAUUAAGCGGGAGGAGGCGUCCGAGUUGGCUUCAUUGGAUGUGGCUAACAUUAUUCACACUGAAGGUCGCCCUCGCCGUCACAGGGGUUCAGCCUGGGAUGUGGACCCCGCAGCCAGAGGCAGCUACAAGCGAACCCUUGGAUCUGAUUCGGAGGACGAGCCCCCCAAGAAACUGACGGCUUGGUCCAACCUCAAGGGGCUGAUCAGUGACGAUGCCGACAGUGACUGAUACAACCCAACAGACAUCUCUCUCUCUCCUCCACCUGUCUCCUUCCCCCUCUCUCUGUCCAUCUCUCUCUCCUCCACCAGUCUCCUUCCCCCUCUCUCUGUCCAUCUCUCUCUCCUCCACCUGUCUCCUUCCCCCUCUC
This is a messenger RNA of Carcharodon carcharias (great white shark), 3553 nucleotides long. RefSeq names its product HIRA interacting protein 3 (gene hirip3). Gene Ontology annotation, cellular component: nucleus. Lineage: Eukaryota; Metazoa; Chordata; Chondrichthyes; Lamniformes; Lamnidae. The transcript has 9 exons. The record is from RefSeq and is a predicted model, not a curated record. The coding region runs from base 1 to 3414 and encodes 1137 amino acids.